AUGACACGAAAUAUCUCCCACGGCCGCGGCGGCGCUGGAAAUAUCUUCUCGAGCGAAGCCCCGAAGACUACCCCGCAGGACCUUGUCACCCCAACCAUCAAGCAAGAAGUCUUCACAACCGGCCGCGGUGGCUCUGGAAACAUGAUGCACAACGAUCCCGAUCGUCCCGAACUUGCGCGUGAAAGCCAGGACGUCGAGGCCCCGCCAAUUCGCGUCCAGGAAGCUCCGCAUCAUACCGGCCGUGGUGGCGUUGCCAAUCAGUACAUUCCCAGCGCAGAGGAAGAGAAGAAAGCUCGCGAGGAGGAGGAGCAAUUGCGUCGGGUCAUCACUUCAAGGUCAAUGCGGGAGCCCCGAGAUAUCGAGGAGGGGAAUGCGAAGGCUGAGGGCUCACAGUCGAACUGA
This is a messenger RNA of Aspergillus nidulans FGSC A4, 402 nucleotides long. RefSeq names its product DUF3602 domain-containing protein. Bases 1 to 402 code for a protein of 133 amino acids. The record is from RefSeq and is a predicted model, not a curated record. NCBI's taxonomy places the organism in Eukaryota, Fungi, Ascomycota, Eurotiomycetes, Eurotiales, Aspergillaceae. The transcript has 3 exons.